UCGAUCUGUCAACGUGCAGCAGUCGAAGGAGCAGCCGCCUCAGCAAAAGAACCCAAACACUUGGCCGCGGAACAUUUUGAUAUUUGAUUCAUCUCGUGUAUCGUCUGUACAUUAAAGUGCAUUAAAACUCCGGGGUGAUAGUUUAUCAUUUCGGAAAGUUUACUCGCUAUUUUUGUGCUUUUCGGGAGUUUUUCCUAUCGUCAAUUGUAAUAAGCUCAGUCAGACGUGUGCCGUGCCCCCAGCAUCACAAUGAACACGCUCAAUGCCCAUCUCCUGCUGCUGGCCCUGUGCUGCGUCGGCUAUAUCGCCUGUUCGCCGGUCAUAGGCCAGGAGCAACGCAGCCCAGUCUCCGGCGAGGGCGAUGCCGACGGCCUGCUCGGCGCCGACGAGAUGGCCGAUAACGGCGCCGACAUUGACAAGCGGGUAGAACGAUAUGCGUUCGGAUUGGGCCGUCGCGCCUACAUGUACAACAACGGCGGACCGGGCAUGAAGCGGCUGCCGGUGUACAACUUUGGCCUGGGCAAGAGGUCGCGUCCGUACUCCUUCGGCCUGGGCAAGCGCAGCGACUACGACUACGAACAGGACAACGAGAUUGACUACCGAGUGCCGCCAGCGAACUACAUGGGAGUGGAGCGAGCGGCUCUCCGCCUUGCAGUCCGACCUGGCAGACAGAACAAGCGAACGACGCGUCCGCAGCCCUUCAACUUUGGCCUCGGGCGGCGUUAAGUCCAGCCGCGGCGCAGGAUGACGCCUCAAGUGGCACACUAAACCAGAUCCAGCCGUGUGCCAAUUGGGCCAGAAACCUACUUAACUAUCAAUUCAAGUAUUUGCAAAGGGCUCUAGGACUCUUGUAUUGUAAAACUUCUCCAAGAACUAAUCUAAAUGUCAUUGAAUCCACCUGCACGCCCUUCGUCCCACAGAAUAUUCUAUAAUAAAGCAUACCGAUAAACAUUAUGAUUUCCAAACUAGUUUACUAACUCCAGACGUUCAACGGCGGCAACUAGCAACAGUUAAAAAGGCAAUAUAAAAUUGCAUAAAAAACCCAAAAAAAAGAAAAAACGAAAACAAAGAAAAGAAAGCUCAAAGGAUGAGAACGAAACUCUGGCGUGUGCAAUUAUCAAGGAAGAAAUACAUAGAAUGUUAUACGAAUAUAUACAUAUAUAUAUGCAUAUUCAAUCCAAUUUAGAGUACACAUUUUAAUGGGGCAUUAGCUAAUACACACACACACACAGAUAUAUACCUAUAGAUACAUAUAUUGUACUUGGGGCACUCUCUCGAGUCUGCGAGUGGCAUUUCGUUGCAACCAAAAUAACCGAAAUUGAGGCGCAUAGAAGGACAAACUUGAAUAUUGGGAAUAUACACAAGUAGCAUACUAAUAUUGAUGUAUCAAAGUGAUUAUUAAUUUAACUAUCUAUAUAUACAUACAUACAUACAAAAUAUAUGUAAAUGUUUUGUGAAUACAUGCAUCUAU
This is a messenger RNA of Drosophila persimilis, 1471 nucleotides long. Its product is annotated as allatostatin-A. The transcript has 3 exons. The coding region runs from base 250 to 726 and encodes 158 amino acids. NCBI's taxonomy places the organism in Eukaryota, Metazoa, Arthropoda, Insecta, Diptera, Drosophilidae. Gene Ontology annotation, molecular function: neuropeptide hormone activity. The record is from RefSeq and is a predicted model, not a curated record.